This is a messenger RNA of Chaetomium globosum CBS 148.51, 3900 nucleotides long. RefSeq lists its product as uncharacterized. Lineage: Eukaryota; Fungi; Ascomycota; Sordariomycetes; Sordariales; Chaetomiaceae. The transcript is spliced from 7 exons. Bases 1 to 3900 code for a protein of 1299 amino acids. The record is from RefSeq and is a predicted model, not a curated record.
AUGAUCACUCGUCCCAAUAUCCGGAUCCGCGAGGCCACACCGGCUGAUGUUGAUACCAUAGUCGAUGUUUACUUUGCGGCGUUUGACGACAAUGUCAUGAACCAGCUCAUGUACCCCCGCGGGGUUUCCGCCGAUGCAAGAAAGAAGUUUGGCGCCAAGUUUCUUUCACAGCCCACUUCUAAAGAUGCCGGGCAGAACACCACGGCAAAGGGGCAGAACUUCGUCUACGUUGCCACUGACACCUCAGGGGAAAUAGUCGCCUUUGCAAAGUGGCUACUUCAGCGUGAACCCCGCCCGGAGGAGGAAUGGAAAAAAGAGGACUUCACUGCCACAACCGAGGGAUGGGGUGAGGGCUGCGAUCUUGGCGUCGUGGAUCGCUUCAUUGGGUUGAUGAACAGGGCCCAAAGCGAGCAUGCAAAAGGCGAAGCAGCCCUGUAUCUCAGCAUUCUUGGUUGCAAUCCCACCAGGCAACGUUCAGGGGCUGGAUCUGCCCUGUUAGAGUGGGGCGUCAACCUUGCCGACAGCCUUGGGCUCCCUUGCCGGCUCGAGGCGUCCCCGGUUGGCUACGGUCUUUACAGGAAGUUCGGCUUCGAGGAUGUUGGAGUGGUAGACGUUAAUAUCAGCGAGAACUGGGGCGUAACAAACACGAACGGGGACAACUGGGGGGCAAACAACGCGAUCCUUUUGGCCGGUCCACUGGCUGACGGGGCUCAGCGCACCGUGAUCAUGAGGCGGCCUUGCAAGCAGGCCAGGCUGUUUCCCAUUUCUGCCCGACCGUUACACCAGAGGGCGGUUACCUGCAGCCAGAUUAACCGCGAUCUCAUUGGCAACCGAGCCGCCGGCCCCUUGCAACCCAUCACAAUGCGGAGUUACCUGGCUGCCUCCCAAAUCCCAAAGGCAGCAACACGACUGUAUCACCAAACGCCGGAGGAGGGCCGAUUCUCCUCUUCUACUCUCGUCGCAACUAGUCCGAGCGCGUCCUCCGAAACUGGUUGCGAGUGCUCUUGCAAGAUGGACCCCGUCAGCGCCGCGGCUAACAUUAUUCAAAUAAUAAACGCCGCGAAUAAGACACCCUCGCCCGCCACCAUGGGGCCGCUUGACGGGUGCCGAAAAGUCAUUGCGGAACUGGAAGAUAUCCUGCCGCCAGAGACUAUGCUCGCCACUGAGUCUAAAAGGAAGGCCAUCUUGACGGCCCUGUCCUGGCUCACGAAAGAAUCCCGCGCUAGGACGCUCCUUGACGAGCUAGCGCAUUACAAGAGCACCAUCUCGUUGGCGCUUACUACCGAUUCCUCGCUAGAUAUCAAAGACACCAAAGCCAACACCGAGAGGAUCUACGCUGCGCUCACUGAUGUACAACAACAACAUGUUUAUAACUGGCUGCACGCAACCGACCCGUCCGCUCUACACGAGAAGUCCUGCGGCACAUACGAACCAGGCACGGGCGAAUGGCUGUUCCGGUCGCCCGAGUGGGAGUCGUGGCUUGAGGAGAAGACGCGUUGCCUUUGGGUUCAUGGAAUCCCUGGCGCAGGCAAAACCAUCUUUGCGUCUCACCUCAUUGAGACCCUCAAAUGGCACCAUAAGCUCAGCUCACCAACCUAUGCCUUGGCCUACUACUACUGCUAUUUUGGCCAUGGCCAAGAUGAGACAGUGCCGUUCCUGAGAUGGACCCUUCUCGAACUUUGUCGGAGACUUGGUCGAGUCCCGACGGCCGUGUAUGACUUGUACCGUCACGGCGGUAACCCCACGGCCCACAGUUUGCUCCAAACAUUGGAAAAGGUUGUUGAGGCGUUCGACAAAGUCUUCAUAGUUGUUGACGCUGUGGACGAGAGCCUGCACCGCGAAAACCUACUUCGAGUCUUACAGAAUCUGGCCACCGAUACACGUUUCAAUAACAUCCGCAUUCUAGUCACAAGCCGGGAGUACAUCGACAUCGAGGAAGUCAUGCUGGACGUUGCAACACCGAUCUCCAUGCGGAACUACCUGCUUGACGAGGACAUUGCUCUCUACGUGAGAGCCAAGCUUGAUGGUCAUUCCAGGCUCAGGCGUUGGCCACCACAUUUCCGGGACCAGGUUUUCGAAGCACUCACGACGAAAGCGAAUGGGAUGUUCCGCUGGGUUGUGUGCCAAAUUGAUGCAAUACAACGCCUUAAGCCAGAAACUCGCAUCAUCAACACGGCGUUGGCCAACUUGCCAAAGGACUUGGACGAAACAUACGAGCGUGUUUUCCUGCAGAUCCCCGAGGACGCUCGGGUAUUUGUCAAGCAUGUGCUUCAAUGGAUGUGCACGCAUUUAACGAUUCAUAAAUCAAUCGCCGAGGUGCAGCCUAUCACGACAGUCAGCCUUUGUCCGGUAUACGUCCCCAACGGAGAAGAUAUCCCAUGCGAUGUGCUCUUCGCGGCCGUUCAGAGGAGCCUUGCUGAAGACGAUUCAUGCGAUCCCAUGUUCCUUGAUGGCUACGUAUUGGACGAGGAACUUCUUCGCGAGUACUGUGGUUGCUUGGUGACGCUGAACACCGACACAAUACGGGACAGAUCAGCAACCGGGGAUAACACCAUCGUCUCAUUCGCGCACUACACCGUCCUGGAAUUCUUGGAAUCGCCUCGAAUGCGCCGUGGCCCCGCCGCCUCCUUCGCCCUGGACCGGGAACAAGUUCUUAUCGACCACAGCAAAAUCUUGCUUCUUGGAGCCGCUAGCACGUCUGACCGGUGGAGCGAGGACUGGCCUGAGAUACGGGGACCUGACUACUAUUUUGAUUUUGAACGAUAUUGCGCUCAUUCGGCGGUGUUGUUCUUGCAUUGGCACGCUAGGAUGGCCAACUCUUGGAAAGAUUUUAGCUGGGUAACUCCCGCCGCGCAGCUAUUGGAAGCGUCAGCACCGCCAUCCCUGGGAAGCUAUUUCUGGUUCACCCAAGACAUUCUCGCCGCGUUGGAAAACCCAAUAACACCAUCGAUCAGCGCGUUUCGCCAAAUCCACAAACUCAGAUCCCUCUCGCCCCCAACCGAAUCUCAUCUCGAGACCCUCGCCCGUAUGUUUCAAAUUGACGGGACAGGUUAUCUGGCUCGUUCCCUGCUCGCCAGCCUUGGAAGGACAGGUAGCGAUCUUGCUUGCCAGCUCGACGUUGAGUUUCAACCCGGUGCGUUUUACACGGAACUCAACAAGCCUUCAUAUUCUUGGACUGCCCAAGAGGAGCAGGAAAUCAACUCUCUUAGUAACCAAGUCCUUCGUUUUCGGGGUUCUGUCAUUGAGUUUUAUGCGCAGUUACCGAAUCUCGGUUGGACACACCAGGGCCUUUAUGAAAUCCUUGAUUUCGCUGCGGGCCACUUCGAUCCCUCAACGAUUCUGCUGUAUGUUACUGCGAAGCACCAGCACGUCGAAAACACGUCGGGGUUUACGUGUUGGGGCUGCUUGUCCAUAACAAAGUUGCUACGGCUUGGUGCCAGAGCGACGGCCCCUGGAUACGCUAUUGGGGCACUACAGUUUGCAGUCGCAAAGGUCGAUAUUCCAGCAGUGAGGCUGUUUCUUGACGCUGGCCUUGACCCAAACGACACGGGGGAUGCAUGUGGCGAGAUUGGAAGCGCCGAACGAGGCCCCCUCUUCAAGUACCUCCGAUUAUUUCGCGGCAGAAGUCCUUUAAACAUUGCUAAACAGCAAGGGACCAAGCAAUUACCGACCAUAAAUAUGCGUAUUCAGGAGAUUUGGUACGAGACCCGCCACCCGAACAAGGAGACGGCUGGAGCAGUUGCGGCGCUUCUGAUUCAGUAUGGGGCGAAAGAUUUUACUUCUUCCCCCGAUAAUGACUUCUCGUUUGCUGCGGGGAUGGGUGCGUUGAGCAUUACAGAGGAUGAAGGCACGAAUAUGAUGCCUCAGGGCGGACUGGGGGCUAUUUCAAUCUCGUCGUGA